GGUCAAAGGGGCCGAGCUUCGUGUCAAGCAAGGAGUUUGAUUAUGACUUCCAUAGCAAGAGAAACCUUGUGGACAACUGCUGUUUAAAACAUAUUCACGCAAUAUGUGUGCACGGCGAUUGAUGUUCCUGUCAAAGCGAGUAUAGGUUGCUAUUCAAUCUCUGUCGAAAUGAUACGGACACUAAACAGCGCGUCAUUUGCUGCCUUAUUUGCAACGGUGCCAAAGUCCGUGACAUGCAGAACAGCUAGAAUACACAGUUCGUAUGAUGUGGCUGUGGUGGGUGGAGGCAUCGUGGGCCUGGCCUCAGCCAGAGAGCUCAUCCUCAGACACCCCAUGCUUAGCUUCAUUCUGCUGGAGAAGGAGAAGGACCUGGCCAUCCACCAAAGCGGCCACAACAGUGGUGUGAUCCACAGUGGGAUUUACUACACCCCGGCUCUGAAGGCCCGUCUCUGUGGCAAAGGGGCCGCUAUGGCCUACGAAUACCUGGACAAGAAAGGACUCCCCUAUAAGCGGUGUGGAAAGGUGAGUUCUCUCAAAUGCGGUGAGUGAGAGGAGAUUCCCAGGCUCAAAGCCCUGUACGAGGGUGGACAGAAGAACAGCAGUGCGUGACCCACCAUGAUAGACGCCAAGGGGAUCCGAGAGAGAGAGCCCUACUGCAGGGGUCUGAUGGCCCUCGACUCUCCUUACACUGGCAUCGUGGACUGGAGGCUGGUGUCACUGGCAUAUGGCAAGGACUUCCAGGAGGCAGGAGGGACCGUGGUUACUGAAUAUGAGGCUAGUGACAUGGCCAUGGUGAAGGAAAGCCCUGGUGGUAACACUGACGGAAUGAAAUAUCCCAUCGCUAUCAGAGAUUCAAAGGGUACGGAGGUAAGGUGUCGGUAUGUGCUGACCUGUGGUGGUCUGUACUCUGACCGCCUACGCUCAGAUCUCUGGCUGUCCAGACCCGCAUUGUCCCCUUCAGAGGAGAUUACCUGUCCAGACCCUCGCAUUGUCCCCUUCAGAGGAGAUUACCUGGUCCUGAAGCCUGUCCUCUAGAAACACUACCUGGUCCGGGGCAACAUCUACCCCGUUCCUGACCCUAGGUUCCCCUUCCUGGGGGUCCACUUCACCCCGCGGAUGGACGGCAGUGUUUGGCUGGGUCCCAACGCCGUCCUGGCCUUUAAACGAGAGGGAUACAAGCUGUACGACUUCGAUGCCCGGGACUUUGGAGAUGCACUUUCAUUCAGAGGUCUGCAGAAACUGGUGAUGAAUAACCUAGUGUAUGGUGUUGGAGAGAUGUACAGAGGGGUGUUCAUCGGGGCUCAGGUCAAGAUCUUAAAGAAGUUCAUCCCAGAGCUCUCUCUAAGCGACGUACUCAGGGGUCCAGCAGGGGUGAGGGCCCAGGCUCUGGACCGCGAUGGGAACCUGGUAGAUGACUUUGUGUUUGACGUUGGUGUCGGGGAUGUGGGCAGCAGGGUACUCCAUGUACGCAACGCUCCCUCGCCCGCCGCCACCUCUUCCCUGGCCAUAGCAGAGAUGGUAGCAGACGAGGUGGCGAGACGUUUCAGCCUCUAAAAACUCUUCGGAUACUUACCAAAUGGCAUCCUAUUCCCUACUUUUUGACUUCUGUACACAACUUUUGACCAGAGCCCACAGGGAAUAGGGUGGCAUUUGGGUUGUACUUUACACUUCCCCAGUGGAAAGAAGUAACAACAUGGAUCCAUCUGAUCCAGCUGCAGGUCCAUCUAGUGAUCUAGUGAAGCGGUGAUGACGCUGAUCUCAGGUCAGUUCUGCAUUUUUCCCCAAUGGUUAGUUUGGAGUGGGGGUGAGUGUAAGCUGAUCCUGGAUCUGCGCCAAGGGUGAAACUUCACCAGGAAAUGAUCCAUCCAAUCUGUUAACUACUGCUCACUGGUCCAGCAUCUAUCUGCGUCAGCAGAGUGAGGUUACAAAAAUCCGGUGACUCUCCAAAAUUCCCAGGUUUUCCAGGUUGGAGUAUUCCAGGAUUAUCUGCUUAGUUCCUCCCUUAAUUGCAGGAAUAUUCCAACAGGGAUUUCUGGAAAACUCGGGAGGUUUGUUAAAGCUACUGGAAUUUGAAACCCUACAGCAGAGUGGUCAGGCCAGAAUGGAGUAGACAGAGCAGCAUGUACUGAAUGGAGCAUGUAAAGUGCAUUUGGAAAAUAUUCAGAUUCCUUGAUCUCUUUCCCACACACACACACACACACACACACACAUUUUGUUUUGUUACAGCCUUAUUUUACUCAACACACAAUACCUUACAAUGACUAAAGGAAAACAGGUUUUUAUAAAUGUUUGCUAAUUUAUUUAAAAUAAAAAAAGGCACAGAUCCUGGUAAGUGUACCAAAACAUUUCUGCAGCAUUAAACUCCACCAAUCAGGUAGUGGCCAGACGGAAGCCACUCUUCAGUAAAAGGCACAUGACAGCCUGCUUGGAGUUUGCCAAAAGUCAAUUUAAAGACUCAGACCAUGAGAAACAAGAUUAUCUGGUCUGAUGAAACCAAGAUUAAACUCUGUGACCUGAAUGCCAAGUGUCAUGUCUGGAGGAAACUUGGUAACAUCCCUAUGGUGAAGCAUGGUGGUGGCAGCAGCAUCAGGCUGUGGGGAUGUUUUUCAAUGGCAGGGAGUGGGAGACUAGUCAGGCUCGAGGGGAAAGAUGAACGGAGCCAAAUAUAGAGAGAUCUUUGAUCAAAACCUGCUCCAGAGCGCUCAGGGCCUCAGACUGCGUUGUCAUUCUGGGGUAUUGUGUGUAGAUUGAUGGGGGAGAAUGUAAUUUUAAUUAAUUUUAGAAUAAGGCUUUAAUGUAACAAAAUGUGAAAAAGUCAGGGGGGGCUGAAUACUUUUCCGAAUGCAUUGUAGAUGAGAAGAUUAGAGGGUAAUUGUGGUCUAUAGGAUCCCUUAAGCAAAGGGCCUAGACUAGGGUUGAAUAUUUUCCCAGUAUUUUAAAUGUUCCAUCCCGAGAAUAAAUCACUUUUCUUACCCAGUAUUUUCCAUCAAAACCGUAAGUGUCAUUCAAAAGCAUUAUAAAGCAUAUAAAUAGGUCCAUGUCUGGAUUUGAAUUGCACAAUUGGCCCAGCGUCGUUCGGGGAGGGUUUACUUGGCUCAUCGCGAUCUUGCGACUCCUCGUGGUGGGCCAGGUGCCUGCAGGAUGACGUCAGUUCAAUGGUGUUUCCUCCGACUCAUUGGUGCAGCUGUCUUCCGGGUUAAGCAGGCGGGUGUUAAGAAGCGCAGCUUGGUGGGUCAUGUUUCGGAGGACGUAUGACUCGACCUUCGCAUCUCCAAAGCUCGUUGGAGAGUUGCAGCAAUGAGACAAGAUCGCAAUUGGGGAGAAAAUGGGGGUAAAAUACCAAAAAAAUAACUAAAAUAUGAAGAAAAUUCAAGCCUGAUGCUACCUGAGCCUGAUGGGUCCUACAUUAAUAAAGACAUUUAAUGAGCCCAAUCCCAAAUAAGUUUUUCAAUAGAUAUGACAUAGGCUACUGCACAUUACACACGACAGAGCAACAUAAAUUCCCAUAGAUGGAGCUAGCUAUAUGCUCUCUUGGGUAAAUAAAACUAGCUCCAGUAGGCUAAUCUGUUUGAGUGUGAACUGUAUUACUGUACUGUAUUAUAUUAUAUGGACUAGAAUUACGUACGUCAUUCGAACCGUGAUAAGCAGGGAGAGAGCACAAGCGAUUCUGGUGCAGCACAUACGGCCUAAAAAGUUACAAGUAUAGGCUAGCGAUUUUGAUUUAUAAUUUUGAAAUAAUAAUAGUGCCUAUUUGCAUAAUUAGUAGGCUGACUCAUAUGUUGCUUUCAUAUUUCCCCAUAUGUCAUUAGCCUACGUCCUCUCUCUAUUGUUGCUUCAUUCCGUGCCUCGUUUUCAACAGUUAAAUGAAAUGUUUCGUGUCCUAAAUCAAUUUAAUGACAUCCUUGAAUAAUAUAGGACUAGAAUUCGAUGCAGAAGGCUUUCUCUUCACGAAGAUUGAAUGGUUCUGGGUCUGAAUAAAUAACUGCUAUAGUCUACCGCCAUCACUCUUUCAAACGAUGUGGAUGAUAGGUCUACGUGCAUUGUGAACUGCGUUCCAGACUGAGCAGGGCUGCAUGAUGGAUGAAUCAACGAGCAGGGUGGGGACAGAGGCCGUAGAGAAGACACAUUUAGACAUCGCAUAUCAUUUAACAGUUCCAUUUCACCACAUGCUGUUAAUAUAAAUAAUGUAUUAUAAUUUAUGGGGUUCUCACAGUUAUUUAUCCGGGGGGAAAUGAGUGGUUUUGGCCAAUAAAUCUCAGUAACCGUGUUCCCGCCGUACAACCCAUGUCCAUGCUACCGAGGACCAGUUUUCCAGACACAGAUUAAACCUAAUCUUGGACUAAAAAGCAAAUAAAAUGGAGAAUCUCCGUAGAAAUAGCUUUUAUACCGACCCCUUAACGUUUGAAAUGUAGUUGGAUGCCCCAAAAAUGAGUUGGUUGCACAGAUGAUGCCAAGAAUUCACCAAGAAUGUUCUAAAUUAAAGACCUGCUCCACUGUGGUCCUGUAUUCUCAUGUGAUCCCUCUCAUUGCUUUGGUUUUGGAUAAUGACAAUGUACAGUAGUGCUAAAAAUAUGUUGGUGUUCUCCACCAUUUCUGCUUUCUGAUAUUUUUUUUGUUAACGCACUGAUUUUAGGAUGUUUAAAACCAUUUAUUUUAUAACAAACUGAAAAUAUUUAUCAAAGUUUUGCGGUAAGAAUACUGCCAUUUUUCAUUUUGCCGCAGUCACAUUCUUUGAUAGUGAUUGUUUUUGAAAACGGUGUGAUUUUUGUUAGCCUGUUUAUUGAGAUGAUAUGAAACGGUUUAAUGAAUUUGUCUUCUAAUUAUAAUUCUCUCAUUUUGAGAUGUGUGAGGUGUACAAGUCCAGAGACAAACGUUUAUUACAGAAAUUCGAUGUAUUUUAAAUAAAUGAUUUUUCCCAUUA
Molecule: messenger RNA, 4921 nt
Organism: Oncorhynchus masou masou (cherry salmon)
Lineage: Eukaryota; Metazoa; Chordata; Actinopteri; Salmoniformes; Salmonidae
Gene: l2hgdh
Product: L-2-hydroxyglutarate dehydrogenase
Molecular function (GO): (S)-2-hydroxyglutarate dehydrogenase activity
Source: RefSeq, a predicted model, not a curated record